Messenger RNA from Pyricularia oryzae 70-15, 1567 nucleotides. RefSeq names its product tubulin folding cofactor B. Gene Ontology annotation, biological process: cytoplasmic microtubule organization; tubulin complex assembly; post-chaperonin tubulin folding pathway. The transcript is spliced from 3 exons. Bases 290 to 1024 code for a protein of 244 amino acids. Gene Ontology annotation, cellular component: microtubule plus-end; cytoplasm; nucleus. NCBI's taxonomy places the organism in Eukaryota, Fungi, Ascomycota, Sordariomycetes, Magnaporthales, Pyriculariaceae. Gene Ontology annotation, molecular function: microtubule plus-end binding; alpha-tubulin binding. The record is from RefSeq and is a predicted model, not a curated record.
CAUGUGCAUUAUGGAUUCAAUUUUCCGAAAGGAUUCUCGUCACAAAAGUUCUUUAAGCACGUAUCUAUCUGUAGGUCUGAUACAGGACGAGCAACGAAAUACUGCGCAUGUUGUUGAACAUCCGCCAGUAUCAUCGAGCCCUCUUCGCUAACCAGAGAAUCAUCGUGUAAUAAAGUCUGUAUUAGGUCAAGGAGCGCUUGUUCAACUCAAGUCUCAGGGAAAGGUCUUCUUGCAGCAAAGCGAAACCACAACCCUUCAGCUGCACUAACGAGUGACACCAGUCUCAAGGAUGGCAGACGUCGCACUGCACAUCAUCUCAGAGAACUCGGCGUCUGAGCGCCGCAUCACGCCGUCGUGGACCAUAGCGACCCUCAAGACCAGGCUAGAGCCCAUAACGGGCAUACCGCCUUCUUGCCAGCGGCUGUCGCUCAAGACGGCAACCGGCGAUGCCAUCGCCAUCGAGGCCGCAGACGAGGAGGCGACGACCCUGGCUGGGUUCCCGCUUACACCUUAUGCUGAGCUUAAUGUAAUCGACACGCGGCCACCAAACGCCCGACCAAACUUGACCGAUACGUCCAAUGUGGACAAGUACGUAAUGCCCGAGGAGGAAUACGCCCAAAAGACCGACUCGGUCCUCGCGUGGAAAAAGGCCCAGAAGCUGGGGCGCUUCGAUCCCAACGUGCCGGCGAUGCUCGAGGCCAAAGUCGCCGCCUUUGCGCGCGAGGCCGAGGAGCGGGGCAUUGUCGUCGGCAAGCGUUGCCGGGUCGGCGGUGAGGAUACACGUCGAGGGGCUGUCAUGUAUGUUGGCGAGGUGCCCGAGAUCGCCACCGGCCCGGGCACCUGGGUCGGAGUCAGGCUGGACGAGCCUGUCGGCAAGAACGACGGGAGUAUUAAGGGGAAGAGAUACUGGGGUGAAGGUGAGGGGCAACUUCAUGGCUUGUUUGUAAGGCCGGAGAGGGUUGAGGUUGGGGACUUCCCACCACUGGAUGAUUUGUUGGAUGACGAGGACAUGGAGGAGAUUUGAUCCCGCGGUCUUUGGCCUCUCUGCUUGCCUCACAUAUUACAACAGCCUCAAGUCUAGAUUUGGACUGCAUCAUUCACGCUAGGCAUUUCAUAGCCGCAAGGCAACGGGAAGAGAAGCUCGAGAUCAUCCUGUAAGAAGAUCAUUAUUAUACGCGGUGCUUGAUCGACGAUUUGCUCGCCAAAGUCAUCAUAUACGAUUCAGUAUGGGUUCGUCAGAAUCAUUAUGUUCCUGGUGGAUAUGAUGGUAUGCUAACCCUGUCAUCACGAGUUGGUAGCAAUUCAUCCGACGGUUGCUCUGACUCUAAUUGCCGUAACAAUCGGACUCAAUUGAAUGUGAUAUAGGUUUCACGGAUCUCGCAAACUUUAUGGCGCACAUAAGAACAGCAUAGCUAUUGCCGAAGUAGGGCAAAAGAUUGUGACAACCAGUCGCCACUUUAGCCUCGGCCUCUUGCUCAAGUAGAGCCCAGGCAGUCAUCAUCAAGAGACUCAACAGGACAUGCCACCAAUCCCUAGUGUUUACAUCCACCUCAUUCUUAUUACCUUG